Molecule: messenger RNA, 421 nt
Organism: Amoebophrya sp. A25
Lineage: Eukaryota; Dinophyceae; Syndiniales; Amoebophryaceae
Source: the annotation of a GenBank genome assembly
AUAUGCAGCUGGAGGAAAUAUGAGUACCGGCAUUUGUUGCUACAAGAACUUGAUAUUAUUAGAUAAGAAAUUAUGGACAAGAACUACUUCGUAGAGACUUGAUUUUUCGUGCCUCGAAUGACUUUUCUCUAGUAGUACACUUCAUCGAACCUUGGACGUCGUGGUAGUCAAACUUCCUUCUUGUUUUCCUCCUUCACGCUUACAGUUAUAUAAAUAUACAUCACCAACGCAUGAUUAGGUGCCGUUCCCGACACAUCGGCUGGCGCUCAGACCCCAGCCGAUCCAGGAAGCCAGACUUCUCAUGGCCACCAAGUGGCGACUGCCGUUGCGCUUGAUAAUCAGCUGUACAACACGAGCACCACUGUGGGCAACAUGGGAACUUCCACCGCUUUGGCGACACCCGGUGGCCAACUCCUUGUCG